AACAUAGUGCAUCGAUUCAACACCAACACACGCACAUUUCAACCCGAUUGUACAAUAAAAUCACGGAGAUUCAAUGUCAGGAAAGCGGAACUGAUUGUGCGCUGCGUUUGUUUCCGGCGGACAGAACAAACCGCUACAUAAUAUAAACAAAACAGAUUUACGCGGAAUCUUGCACAGUAAUGUUUUUUAAUAACAGUGAACGGGUUUUGCUGUAACUAAAGCAGCAAUGAGGUUUGUUAAACGGAUAUUUAGUCGUCAGUGUGGGUUGUUUUGCAGGAAUGUGUCCUCAUACACACAAGGACAGAGUCCAGAAGCGAGAAUUAGAGAGUAUUUCUACUAUAUCGAUCAUCAAGGACAGCUCUUUCUGGAUGACACCAAGGUGAAGAACUUUGUCACCUGUUUCAAAGACCAGCACUUCUUAGUUUUCUUCUUCAGCCGUCUGAAAGUGAACCAGAGCGGCCGCUAUCAGCAGGACUUCCCGUUUGUCUCGCUCUGCGGACGCGAGCGCAACUUCCUGCGUUGCGAGGAUCAGCCCAUAGUUUUCACUCACCUGUUCUCAGAGGUGGGGCUUGAGGACCGUCUCUCAUACUGUGGGGGCGGAGCUAAGCUGAGCGUUCCAUUCCGCCCACAAUCCCUCUUCAUGCAUCCAGACAGCGGUAGAGUUUACCAUCCCGGGCCGGAGCGGACUGGAGGAGCGGGUCUGCUAAGAUCAGCUCUGGCCAUUGAGAUCAGCGCACAUUUUGGGUACGACACAGGACAGGAUGGCACAGCAGCACAGCCCACUCACUUCACAUGGGCAGGCCGACGACACGCUCUCAGCAAAGAGUUGGAGAAACAUUUCCCUGUGCAGAAAGAUGAAUGCAUGAAGAUACGGUGAUUCAACAUUACAAUACACUGUAAAAGUAACACCAUAAACCAAUUUAAAGUUGAAUUCAAGCACUUUCAA
This is a messenger RNA of Danio rerio (zebrafish), 946 nucleotides long. Lineage: Eukaryota; Metazoa; Chordata; Actinopteri; Cypriniformes; Danionidae. The record is from RefSeq and is a predicted model, not a curated record.